Molecule: messenger RNA, 1431 nt
Organism: Cyphellophora attinorum
Lineage: Eukaryota; Fungi; Ascomycota; Eurotiomycetes; Chaetothyriales; Cyphellophoraceae
Product: Riboflavin transporter MCH5
Exons: 4
Coding region: 1-1431 (476 amino acids)
Biological process (GO): transmembrane transport
Cellular component (GO): fungal-type vacuole membrane
Molecular function (GO): transmembrane transporter activity
Source: RefSeq, a predicted model, not a curated record
AUGAGCGUGUCAACUUCAUCAACGGCUACGUCGCCCAAAGAGGCUGCUUCCCCAAGUGGUGUAACGGUCAACGGGAACCAUACUACUGCCGCUCAUGCACCUGCAGCAGACGACACAAAUACACAUACGCAGCCAUCAACACUCGAGAAAGGCUCAACAACAGCCGAAGCUGUGCCUGCAACAACGACAACAACACCAAAUGGCAUUGCCAUCGACCCUGCCUCCUUCCCCGAUGGCGGUACUCGUGCUUGGCUCACCGUGCUGGGCUGCUUCUGUACCAUGACCAUUACGUUUGGGUGGAUCCAGAGUGUUGGCGUCUUCCAAGCCUACUACGAGCUGAAUCAACUACGCGCCUACUCCCACAGCGAGGUCUCCUGGAUCACCUCUUUCACCGCCUUCUGGUUGUUUGCCGGCGGACUCGUCGUCGGGCCUUUGGGCGACAAGCAUGGUCCGAAGGCGCUGUUGAUCGGUGGGACACUUCUACACUCAUUCGGUCUCUUCAUGGCAUCAUUGGCAACAAAAUAUUACCAAUUCAUCCUCUCCCAAGGCGUAUGCUCAGCCAUCGGCACAUCCAUGCUUCUCUACCCGUCCAUAUCCUGCGUUGUCUCCUGGUUCUACGCCAAACGCGCCACCGCGAUCGGCAUCGCCGCCUCCGGCUCCGGGCUUGGCGGUGUCGUCUUCCCUCUCGUCGUCCGCCAGAUGCUCCAAACAGAUCAUGUCGGCUACCCCUGGACGAUGCGCACCAUCGCUUUCCUCGUCCUCUUACUGGGCAGCAUAGCAUGCCUAACAAUAACAUCACGGCUGCCGCCCACCCCAAAGAUGCUCACCAAAGACGAGAUCCGGAAGAGUCUGAAGGACAGCCUGUUCGUUCUAGUGUGGAUCACUGGUCCAUUAGCCUUCCUCCCGCAAUGGCUAGUAUUAACAUUCAUCGUCACGACGGCCUACAACGAUCGACACGUCGACCCGAACUGGGCAUUCUACCUCGUCCCCAUCUGCAACUCCGCCUCCUUCUUCGGCCGCCUCAUCCCCGGCUACCUCGCCGACCGCACGGGAAGCAUAACUAUGUAUACGUAUCUCAUGGUCUACACUUUUAUCGUGACGGCGGCGUUGUGGAUCCCUGUGUCGGGGCAGGCGGGCAUGGUGGUGUUUGCGGUGCUGUUUGGGUUUGGGAGUGGGGGAUUGAAUGCGCUGAGUCCGGCGGUGAUUGCGCAGAUUAGUGAUGUGAGGACUGUGGGGUUGAGGACGGGGUUGAUUUAUGCUGUUACUGGGGUUUGUUGCCUGUUCGCAAGUCCAGCAGGCGGCGCGAUCAUCUCGCACAGUGGAUAUCGGAGUAUGCAGGGGUUUGCGGCGGCGGUGAUGGGCGUGGUGGCGCUGUUGACUGUGUAUAUCCGGUAUAGGGUUGGAGGGAUGGAUUUGAGGAAGAAGAUCUGA